AUGGGCGGCGCCUGCUCGCGCUCAAAGACGAAGAGCGCAAAGCAUAACCAAGACAGCGCGAUCGGAGCGGACGCCAGCAGGAACAAUGGCGGCUCACCCGAGGCCCCGGUUGCCGACGCCAUGCCGAGCGCGAGCUCAAACCCUCAGUACCCCAUUUCUGACCACAACUCGGAGGUCGAUGGUUUACCGAGGCCGCUCGGUGGUGGCUCUUUCACCUGUUCUACCAGCGGUGAACCUCGGAACAGCAACACCAGCGGCGACCUCAGCAAGAACAGCGGCUUUAUCUCAACGAAAGCACCAUCCCGUGAAAGUGCCGCGAAGGCGAACAAUGUGGUCACCGCCAUGAGCUCCAUCACACCAGUGUCCCCCUCGGUGAAGAACGGCGGCGCAUCUUCAAGCCCCGUGAAGGGGGGACCAGGCUACGAAGCCUACUUUCCUCCAGGCCACGACACAGGGAUGAAGCUGGGCGCUGGCAAGUACACCGGCGUUGGCGAGUCCUCACUUUCAGGGCUGAGCUCGUCGGACAUGCAGAGCCUCGCUUCCACGCCUUUUUACAAUGCGGAGAUGAGAAAACAACUCGACCAAGCCCCACACCGUGGCACAGGACUGCCGCUGCCGAACCCAAUGAUAUUCUCAGAUGACGACACGUCGAUAGUGGAGACAGGGAGUUCGGCAUUUGCCACGCCACGGGAGUUACAGAAGGGCUCGAGCAGCGUCGCUGGCUUCACUGACAACGCUUCCAUCAUCAGCCGUGGCAGCAUGACAAGCCAGCAGCCGCACGGCUACAGGUACUACAACAGUAGCACGGUAGACGCGAAUAACUUUCCGGUGCCCUCGUCUGUGUCGCGCCCACCGUUCGUGGCCACCGUGUCCCUCACGCCCACCGCCGCCUUGCUGAACAAUAGCCAGCGUCAACAGUUUCAACAGCAGCCACAGGCUUUCUUCCCCACUCCAUCCGCUACCAGGGUUGCCAGGAAUGCGCGCACGAACCGGCAGGUGCCGGCGUCGUUCAGCUUUGGAGGCGCGAGCACGCCGCUCACUCGCCAGAGUUCAAUUGCAGGGUCGGACCGUUUCCAAACGUGCCGUAGCUACACCGAGCAGGGCUCGUCAGUUGCCGGCUACCUGCCUCCCUCUACCCCACUAGGUGCUCCCGCGGAGGCGGACGCGCGCUUCUCCAGCGGCUACCCUGCAAGCAACGCUGGCGGGGUCCCUUCGACGGGGCGGCCGCUCUACACGUGCCGCAGCACCUACACACCGGUCACAAAUUCGCUGUUGGUUCCUUCCCCUGCAGCCGCCGCUUCAGACCCUGCGCAUCAGAUGACGCUCACCUACAGCCACAACAGAGAACGUCUCUCCACAGUGCCGGACGUGUCGCGGCUGCCCCUGUUCUCCCCGCAGCGAACCUCGAGUGGCGCCACGGCGCUCAAUACCCAACAUGCGCAGCAGCUGUACGAGAGGCGACAGGCAAGCCCCUGCUCCGGCAGCAUGGACGUGCCUGCGUCUGAGGCCUUCUCGGUACCGCCGAGCUCCCGCGAAUUCCUUGAUGCCCCCUCCAUCGCUGCAUCGGCCUCGGCUGACUGGAUCGACAUUGACAGAGGCUUCACCAACACCGCAGCGGCGGCGAACAUCUCCCACCAGAGCACCGCCACCUCGCUCACCGGCAGCGUUGGUGCUGUAAGGAAGCCGGGGAAGGGGGAGACCAGCGAUGUUUCUUCUCUUGAGCCCAACGGCUCCAGCUUCUUCGACAAGGCAGCGGCGCCAUCGUCGUUGGUGGACGCACCGGUGCUGCCCAAGACAAGGCUGCCAGGGGAGCAAGAGGUAAAGAGCACGCCAGCUGAGGCCGGAGGGAAGGCUGCUAAUCAAAGCGACAGCAACGGCAGUAGAAGCGGAGCGCGGCCGCGGAAGCCGCUCUACAAACGCAGCGACGACUUCUCGCCCAACCCAAACCCGCCGCUGCAGACAAAGCUCGUGAUAUCGACCGGAGCAGAUGCCGCGGUUGCCACGACGAGCAAGGUGCACCCCUCGUCACUGCCGACUGUCGCCGCGAGCACUGCCACCUUGGCUGACAACCAAGGUGUGAAUGCUAACUUGGCAUUCUCGUCCGCUACGAGCAAAACAAGCGCGGAAGAGUUCGGCGCCGCUGAUGACUCUACCGCCGCAAGGGGGGGACGUCCAACUCAGCCAUACAUCGAGGCUCCUCUGACCCCUCCAGGUGCUGCUGCUGCUGCUGCUCCUGCUGCUGCUGCGGGUGACGGCAAUACCGUGGAGUCACUCAUCUCUCCCUCUGCGAGCAUGGAGUCGUUCUCCAUGGUUCUCUUGCCGCACCAGCGCGACUACACCGUGGCGGCUUCAUCGCGCGGCUCAUGGGAGCUACCGCAGCCGCAGGAGAGCAACGUCACUUCUCGCAGAGGGCCGCUCUCCUCCCUUGGCCCAGGCGGUGCCGCUCCGAAGAAGCGAUCAAGGAGGGCAUCCGCCGCCUUCCGUAGUGCCACGGCCCAUAAAGGGAAAACAAACCGCGCACCGGCUACUACAGCCACGAAGGGUGCCGGCGCUGCUGCUGGGCCGGCGUCUGCGUCAGCAUUGGCCCCGCUGAUCGAGAACCCGAAGCCGUGGGUGCCGGGCGGUGCUGCGAUGGCCACCCCAGUUGACACACCCAAGACGGCUCGUGGAAUGACCCACCGCUCGUCACUGAGCCGCAGCGGCUCAACGCCGAAGAAAAGCGGCAGUCGCACCCGUGCCGUCACAACCCCGGGCCACAAAGGAGCCGGUGCGCGGCCAGCCUCUGGGGCGACGGUCGCUGCUGCUCGUCGCUCACGUGGCGGCGCUGCCAAUCCUGGCCCUGGGAGAAAAGCGCGGCGGCAGACUCAGGCGUCGAGCCCCGUCUCGCGCCCGUCGGCCACCAGUGUGUGCAACCCCAAAGCGAAGCGGAGAGCAAAAGUUGAGGCUUCGCCAAAGAAAUUGCCUUUAGCGCCGCCAACGGACACCCUUGCGCCAGCAGCCGCCACUGAUAGAGAACCACCAGAUGCUGAGGAGGCCGAGUCCAUUGUCGAGUACGCACUGUGUAUUGGUGAUGCAAUGGAGAGAGAGGAGGCAGGUGUUAACCCUCUGCUCAAUAACGACGAUGCCAGCAUCAGCGGUCUGCAGAGAGCGGCAGUGGCCCCUUUUCAACGACAGCUCCAGCCGGAGCAUGUGAGCAGGCCGAAUGAUUCAGUAGGGGUGAAUGACAUCGAAGCUGGCCUCCUGACACAAGAGCACCUGCCGCAGUUGCACGACAGCAGCGUAGAGGAUGCUGAUCAACCACCUCUCGUGGGCUUCCGAGCCUCGCCUGAGGUCUCCAACGCCACGGCCAUCACAUCUGCGGCAGAGAGCGCCUUCCUACAGCCUUACACGGAGGCGCAGUUGGCGGCGCAGUCCUACCUGAUCGCCUCUGGGCUGCACGAUGAUGACGAGCAUCAACACCCGAUCUCUGAGGACGACCGCGCCGCCAUUGCCGCCGCCUCCGGGGAGGCUGUGACGCGCCAGACCGUAUACUCCAGCAACAGUGACGAACAGGGACCUUACUCGGUCUCCACAGCCUCUGGUGAGGAGGUGGCAGUGGUGGCGACAUCCAGUAGCGCUAUGUGGAGUAAUGCCGGAUCACCAAUCACUAAGUACGAGUCCAGAUUACCUCUGGCGGAGGAGGAUGUAAUGCCCGCAGGAGCCGUCGUGAGCAACGGCGACGCCAUAUGCAUGGCACCUGCGGAUCACUCAGCGGAGGAGCUAUCCAGCCGCUCUGUCUCCUCCGGGUCUCCGACUCGCACGCCUCGGAGUUGCAGGUGA
Messenger RNA from Leishmania braziliensis MHOM/BR/75/M2904, 3819 nucleotides. RefSeq lists its product as hypothetical. Bases 1 to 3819 code for a protein of 1272 amino acids. NCBI's taxonomy places the organism in Eukaryota, Euglenozoa, Kinetoplastea, Trypanosomatida, Trypanosomatidae. The record is from RefSeq and is a predicted model, not a curated record. The transcript has a single exon.